UCUUUAUCCUGAGGCAUGCGGCACCGCACCCAGUUUCUUGGACUCGAGUCGAGUUUGUUGUCAUUUUCGCAUUCAUAUCCACAAUGAACCAGGGACGGAUUUUUACAAAGGAGGUUGAGUUUGUAUAUAGUUAACAGAUAUGAAGAAACCAUAAUAGUACACUACUUAUACUAUAAAAUCGAAUUUACUAUGAAAAUUGGGAAAUGAUUUCAUCGUUUUUUCUAAUAUACUUUCUUUAGAAUAUGAUAUUCUAUGUUGUUAAGGAUCAACCAUUAAAUGAUUCUCAACUAAUGUAGCUGAGCACAAAGGUUUUCCAGAUUACUUCAUCGGAGGCAAUCCUGCCCUGUGUCUAGUAAAAUAUCUAUCAUUGCCUUUUCUAGUUUCAGGCUUCAUUUGUCCACGGGAGGGGAUGGCUCCUUUGUUUGUUAUUUUACAAGUUAGCCAUUUUGCCGCCACAUGGCUACACCCCGCGAAUUAUUUUUCCAGAAGGGAGUGUGUGGGGCCGCGCCUCCCUUACCAACUUAUUUGGUGGGCCAGGCCAGUUCGGACCAGUUCCUGGGCCAGCAGUAGGAACUGGAUUGGCCAGGCAGCCGGACGUGUUUCGGGAGCAACUCCGCGGUUCCAGCACCUGACAGAGCUCACAAAUCAAGCGGAAAAUGGAUGACGAUUCGGAUAUCUUCGAUGAAAUGUGGCUGGAAAGUGUGGUCAUAGCGGGCUUCCGAGUGUGGCACAUUAUCGCCGCCGUGCUGGGUGUCCUCCUCCUAAUAAUGAUUAUGGUGUGCUGCUGCAUUCGCUUCCGUAUUCCGCGCACCAAGCAGGAAAUCGAGGCGGACUACCAGCGCAAGCAGAUCACAAAGAAGUUCCGCGAGAAGCUGCAGCAGAUCAAGAACUCCGAAAUGGACGACAUGGACCUGCAGAAGGUGUGUGCCCGCAUCCAGAGCGACUAUCUCAACUUCCAGGUCAGCAUGGAGAGCAUGAACGCGAAGCAGAAUGUUAAGUUUAAGAUCUAAGUGCCUGUUAUAGUAUUGUGCAGCGGAGAUGGUAUACCUAAGCGAAAUAUUAGUAACCUAAUGUCUUAAUUAAUGCAAUUAAAAGCUAAUAAGCUAGAAAAUAAAGUGUAUUCGAGCGCCUGCAGCUAGCUAGAGAUUAAAAGAGUGCCCUUUGUAU
This is a messenger RNA of Drosophila mauritiana, 1167 nucleotides long. Its product is annotated as transmembrane inner ear expressed protein. Bases 657 to 1010 code for a protein of 117 amino acids. NCBI's taxonomy places the organism in Eukaryota, Metazoa, Arthropoda, Insecta, Diptera, Drosophilidae. The record is from RefSeq and is a predicted model, not a curated record. The transcript is spliced from 3 exons.